CGCAGAGCUGCAAAGGGAACUGUGAGAAAUAAUUCCGUUUUCCCGCUGCCCGAUUCCUCCCGGGCCAACCCCGAGCGCUCGAGGGCUGUGCUUCCUAGCCCAGGGGCGCAGACUUGACCAACCCCUUGGGUCUUGCCUUAGCACGCCAGAGGCGGAGUGAAGAGAAGUGGAACUCAAGCUUCAACCCCACGGACGCGCUCUCCCAGCUCCAGCAGGCUCCGCUCCCGGCUUUCCCGCCCGACAACGCACAGCGCUCGGCCUCCUUACAGCAUGACGCUCUGGGAUGGCGAGCUGCCUUUCUACCCCCAGCCCCGGCACCCCGCUGGCUUCAGCGUCCCGCUGCUCAUUGUCAUUCUGGUGUUCCUGACCUUGGCUGCCAGCUUCUUGCUCAUCUUGCCCGGGAUUCGUGGCCAUUCGCGCUGGUUCUGGUUGGUGAGAGUUCUCCUCAGUCUGUUCAUCGGCGCAGAAAUCGUGGCGGUGCACUUCAGUGCGGAAUGGUCAGUGGGUAGCGCGAGCACCAACACCUCCUACAAGGCCUUCAGCGCAGCCCGCGUCCGAGCCCAUGUGGGUCUGCACGUGGGCCUGGAGGGAAUAAACAUUACACUCACAGGGACCCCGGUGCAGCAGCUGAACGAGACUAUCGACUACAACGAGCAGUUCACCUGGCGUCUGGGCGAGGACUACGCCGAGGAGUACGCGGAGGCGCUGGAGAAGGGACUGCCCGACCCAGUGCUCUACUUGGCGGAGAAGUUCACCCCGAGCAGCCCUUGCGGGUUCUACCGCCAGUACCGCCUGGCGGGACACUUCGCUUCAGCCACGCUGUGGGUGGCCUUCUGCCUCUGGCUCCUCUCCAACGCGCUGCUCUCCAUGCCCGUCCCGCUCUACGGAGGCCUGGCGCUCCUGGCCACCGGCGCCUUCGCGAUCUUCGCCGUCUUGUCCUUCGUCUCCAUCGCCAGUGUGCCGUUCUGCCCGCUGCACCUGGGCUCCUCCGCCAUCACCAGUCACUACGGCGCCGCCUUCUGGGUGACGCUGGCCACCGGCAUCCUGUGCCUCCUUCUAGGAGGGGCGGUGGUUGGUCUCCACUACGCUAAGCCCAGCGCUCUUCGCAUCUUCUUGGACGGAAGCGUCAAGAACUGCGGUAACCAGGCGCGAGGGGGCUCGCCUCUCAGCCUCAGCAACCCGUACUACAAGCAGUUCGGGGCCUCGGACGCAACGAUCAGUACUAACCUGUGAAGGGGACUCGACCUUGGACUCCGACUCCGCCUCGGUCCCCGGGCGCAGAAGUUCACCCCGAGCAGCCCUUGCGGGCUCUACUGCCGGUACCGCCUGGCGGGACGCUACCCUGGGGUGCCCCUCCUUACCACAGUGCCCGCCAAACGUGAGCCGGGACUGCUCUGGGAGGGGCGCUGCGCUGCGGGCCGCCAAGGAAAGGUGGGCGGCCUCAGGCAUGCUCCUUGCACCCAAGUCUCCCAAGAUGAACUGCAAAUAAAUUUUUUU
Molecule: messenger RNA, 1497 nt
Organism: Myotis davidii
Lineage: Eukaryota; Metazoa; Chordata; Mammalia; Chiroptera; Vespertilionidae
Gene: DUOXA2
Product: dual oxidase maturation factor 2
Exons: 6
Coding region: 271-1233 (320 amino acids)
Biological process (GO): protein transport
Cellular component (GO): endoplasmic reticulum membrane
Source: RefSeq, a predicted model, not a curated record